CUUAGUAUAUAGUUGUUUGCGGAUCUCAGCAUCGCCGAUAAAAACACAAUGUUAGGCAUUGGAAUAAUAAUGUUAUUAUUUUGUUAGUUAUUGUUGUUCUGGUUGUGAGUUUUAAUCUUAUGAAAUUCGAACAAGGCAAGCAAGGAAAUAAGAGAUUUUGAAAUUAAUAUUUGGUGCUGCUGAUAUAAUUAUGUUGAAUGAAUUGAUAACAUGGGUGCUUAACACCUAUCUUGGAAAAUAUCUGGAGAACUUCAAUCCCGCGCAGCUUUCAAUUGCUUUAGUUUCUGGCGAGGUGGAACUAGAAAAUGUCCCUAUACGAAGAGAUGCGUUGAGGUCAUUUGGGAUACCAGUUGAAGCUCUUUCCGGAAGUAUCGGCAGGAUAAAGUUACAAAUACCUGUCAGACAAUUUCGUACGUCACCAUGGAGUAUUGUGAUUGAACGUGUUUAUGGCGUUUUUGGUCCAAAAAAUCUCGACGAAUGGGACAAUGACAAAGAAAUGGAAGCCGAAUAUGCUUAUAAAGUACGAGUUCUUGAUGCCAAAGAAGCAAACUGGAGGGUAGAGAAUGGAUGCAAAACAGAAAGUUACUAUUCUUUAUCAUAUUCAAAUUGGAUUAAUUAUGGUACAUCUAUAGCAACUAACAUACUUGAGAAUUUGGAACUUACGAUAAAAGACGUACAUCUUCGGUACGAAGACCCUCUAACUAUGCCAGACUUGCAACACGCUGCCGGAAUAAGGAUUAACUCAAUUUCAGCUCAAAGUUGUGAUUGCAAUUGGGUGCCUAGUUCGAAAAAUUCAGACAAGCAAAAAGUAUCUUUUAAAAUAUUGGAAUUAAAUGAUUUUCGUUUAUAUUGGGAUAAACUACAUUUAAAAAAUGUCUGCGGAAGCGUAAAUUCAAAGGAGCUCUUGGAAAAAAUGAACGAGCUUUGCAAUUUUGACCAUCAUAAUUUUCUAACCAAUUCAAUCAACGCAACACUGAAAUUUAAAAGAGAACGGUGCAAGCAACCUCUUAGAAGCAAAACAAGACCACGGGUUUCAUGUGAUGUUUUAUUUCAUCAAGUUAAUCUUUCGUUAAGCGAUAUUCAAUACACUGAAAUCGUUAGAUGCUUGAAUGAACUCCAAAAUAUAACCCAAAAAAGGGAAUUCAAGAUAUUACGACCUUUGACUCCAAUUUCGGUCGACCCAAAGUUAUGGUGGAAAUAUGCCGCAAUGUGCCAUGGUUAUACUAUAUGUUCUUCAUAUGAAAAAAUUGAAUUAGCAAGAGAAAAUAUUAAAUAUAUGUUGAUUUAUAAACGUCUGCUCAUAAAUCCGUCGGAAAAUCUUGCAAAGGAAGAGAGACACUUCAAAAUCAAUAUAGAAAAAAGAAGAAGUCUCGAUAACUUAAAGCUACUUCGAAAAGUAUGUUGCGAUUACGUAUGUUCCAAGGGUAUGAACACUCGUCAACGCACUAUUGUACAAGGGAGAAAUAUUCUAUAUCAUUGGUUUCCGAACUGGCUUGGAUGGUACGGAGUUUCAGAUAACACAAUUGGCGAGGAUGCAGCCGUAGUAAACGACGAUACGUAUAAACACAUAGAAAAUGAUAUAUUGUGUGCACUAAAGGAAUCUAUUGAGAAUGAAGCAUUCUCUAAGCGAGACGUGAUAUUCGGAAACUUUACUUUUACAUUAUCUGAUGUUAAAAUUGCAUUAAAGACUGUGAAGUUUCAAAGAGAGUUGACUAUGUUGGAUAUGGAAUUAACAAACUUAUUCUGUUUCAUUGAAAUUAAACCGAAACUUACAUCGUAUCGAGUGGGAUUAUCACUUGGGUCAGUCCAUUUAAAUGAUAAAUUAACACAUUCUACAGAAUUCCCUUAUCUAAUUAAGCCACAAAACCAAGGAACAACAAACCCAAAAUCAUUUUAUACUGAGUUUCUAAGUUUCUUCUCAAAGCGGGAUGCAACACAUGCCAGCGAAGAACCUUGGUUUCAGUUGCAGUAUGAAAGAAAUCCGCCGGAACACCAUUCAGAUUAUCGCCUUAUCAUAAAGUCUAAGAGUUUGGACAUCGUAUAUAACGAAAUUGCGUUAAAGUGGUUAGUUACUUUUUUGAUCCAGCCUAUAAAAGAUAUAAAAAAUAUAAAAACUGUAACGCUGGCUACAAAAGAAAAGGAAAUAUCCCGCCUGAAAUUUUUUAGACAUUGGAAAAGUGUUUUAGUUGGUCAAAAGGAUAACAGAAAAAAAUGGUCCUUUGAGAUUGAUAUUUCAGCUCCAAGAAUUAUAUGCGUCGAAAACUUUAAAGACAAAAAUACUUCAGUAGUAAUAAUAGAUUUCGGGCGUUUUCACCUGUUUAAAAAUGAACGCUCCCCUGUGGACUUUCAGGUUGCUAAUGUAGACAUAAGUGAAGUCGAUAGCGAUGAAGAGCUUUUUAUGACACCUUGUUCCACACCUCCGGGUUCUAAAACCAGCCUUUCAGAUAUCCCAGUUCUAAAUCCAACUACUGGGGAUGACCACUUGUUUUCAAGAUUUGUCAUUAACAAUGAUACAGGACUGGAAAGUGAUGCACAUAACGAAAUUUAUGACAAAUAUAUUAUUAAUUUAACUGAUUUGCAAAUACUUGUAUGUAAAAAUCGAGAAUGUGUUUUUGCAUGUGCUAAAAGUUCUUCAUGUUAUCAUUUAUUAGACAAGUUUAAUAUAAAUCUCCAUUUAGAACGGAGAAUUGUAAUCACAACAGAUCCUGAAUACCCGUCCUUUACGUUGUUUGGAAACCUUAAUAGAAUCGUAGCUCAUAUAAAUGAACAAAAGAUAUCUGAGUGUUUAAAAAUACUAAAUCCAAUUACUUUCGACUUAUUUAAUUCGGUGGAAAAUUCAAAGUUGGAUGAAAAAAACAUUGAGAGUGAUUUCGAAGCUAUACACAGUGGCAACACGACGAUUAUCCAAUUUAUUAUAGACCAAAUUAUAUUAGAAAUUCAAUCAAGAGAGAAAAGCAUAGCUGAAAUACAAGUAAUUGGGGCUAAAGCUGGGGUUACGCGAAAAUCAGAUGCAGUAAAUAUAAGCAUGUCUGUGCACGGAUUUCUUCUUGUAGACGCAAUUCAGUCGUUUGGGCCGGACUUUGAGCUUCUUAUUGCUAGCCACAGGCAUGUAGAAAUGGACAGCAAAUCGGGAAGUAUUAGACAGAGUGAACCUUGCUCUCCCACUUCCCCUGGCUCACCUGAUCCGAAUGGUCAUCAACGUUGUGCUAGUCCCAAUAUAAUAAACAGGGCAUUAAACGAUUUGCAAACUGGAUUGGAUUCAAAAUUCGACGAGGAAAAUGCUUUAAUAACCGUAGAUUUAAGUUUCAUUCAUUCUUCAGAAGAACUGGAUUCUAUGCAGAUUGCAAAUAUAACGUUUAAUAAUUUAGAUGUCAUUGCCAACCAAGAAACUAUUGUCGAAAUAUUGGGAUUCGUAAAGAGAAUUGUAGAUAACUACAGACUGGUUAGAAAUGUAUCUACUAAGAACAAUCAACCGAGUGAUAUUGCACAACCUACAGAUCCAGGGCUGAUUUGUAAAAUGAAGUCCGAGAUUAGUUUCGACUUCCACCGUUUGAAUAUACUUGUAUUCAGAAGUACUCGCUUGGAUAGCCUUAACAUUGGGAGAAAAGUCGGAACUUUAACAAUGAGUGAGGCUAAAAUUCAUGCCUCGAUUGGAAAUGAAUUUUCCGUCUCCGGUGCUUUGGGUGGAAUACAAAUUGUGGACAUUACGCCAGAGGGAUUUAACCAUCAACGAAUAUUUUCGGUUGGCAAGGAUCCUUUAACGGACCCUCCUUCUCUAUACACAAAUGAUAUCUUGUUUACAUUAACGAAUGAGAUGUAUGGCAAUGAUAUUGACGAUGAUAAUUCAUACCUAAAUGCCCUCAGCUUUAAGAUAACUCAUUCGAAAUCAUCGCAGAUCGUAGCAAAAAUUCGAAUGGCUUCGGUAUGGUACACUCAUUGCCCAAGAUUUAUUGAAGAGAUUUAUUUAUGCGUAAAAGAAUUCAAGCAAUACUUUAAAAAUUUUGUAAAAUCAAUACGGAACAAGGCUAGCAACAUGGCAAAGGGUUUGGCCCAUCAUAUUGGAUCAAGAAACGUUGAGAACAGUUUUAGUAAAUUUGGUGAAAUUUCUCUCGAUAUUAUACUCAGUACUCCUGUAUUGGUUUUGCCUAGAUCCUGUCAGAGCAAUGAAGUUUUGGUGGCAAAUUUAGGAAAAUUUACCGUAUGCAAUAAACAAGAAAAUUAUGUUCAAACAAAUCCCACAGAACACUCCAAAAGGAUAACAUAUUUCAUCGACGUGAGAAAUAUUAAUUUAUUUUCUUUGAACACCCAGAAAAGAAAAAAGAGCGCAUUGCCAAAAGCAAAUGAAAUAUAUUCAUGUCAAGAAGAUGCAGUACCAAUCCUUCAUAAUACAGCCCUACUGUUUCAAUUUGUGUAUGAAUCUAAGUCUCUCUUACCACAGAAUUCCAUAGAAGAUACGAUUUUGGUAGACGGAAGUGUUACCCAAAAUUUGCACGUUUCCUUGUCAAAGUACCAAUACGAACAGCUGAUUGAAUCAUUGAAUUACGCUACAAAUAUUGUACUGGCAGAAGGGUUCUUUACGUCGAAUGAAGACGAAAGAUAUCUCGAAAUAAAUCUUCUUCCUCAAAGGAGUUAUUGGUAACAAUUCGAUCGUUAAACUUGAUUUUGGUAAGGAAUGAGUCUGAACUGGCUAAGGCGAAUGUUUCUAACGUUAAACUUCAUAUCAACCGAGAUUUGUAUAUGCAAUCUAUAGAUGGACGGUUGGGAUCAAUAUCCA
Messenger RNA from Musca domestica (house fly), 4774 nucleotides. Its product is annotated as intermembrane lipid transfer protein Vps13D. The coding region runs from base 191 to 4639 and encodes 1482 amino acids. Gene Ontology annotation, cellular component: extrinsic component of membrane. The transcript has 11 exons. Gene Ontology annotation, biological process: mitochondrion organization; protein retention in Golgi apparatus; protein targeting to vacuole. The record is from RefSeq and is a predicted model, not a curated record. NCBI's taxonomy places the organism in Eukaryota, Metazoa, Arthropoda, Insecta, Diptera, Muscidae.